UUUAACUUCAGAUUAAAUAAAAUUCUAAGUAAUGAAUUUCAAUUUUUUUCUCAUUUUCAUUUUAAUUUCAAUAAAAACUCAAGAAAGUUUUGGACACACUGGAGUAUGUGAUUAUUAUGACAGCUAUUUCUAUUCAGUUUUUGAUAAACAUUCAGCAUAUGCUUGCAAAAUCACGUUGAAUAAUUUGCAAAACAUCAAUCGAAUCACAAAAGUUGACGGAAUUCACGAAGAUUAUAGAAAUAAAAAAGAUGUGAAUUAUCUUCAAAUAGCGUCGGUAAAUUCAAAUAUAAAAGAAUUUAAUUCAGUGUUUUGUGCGACAUUUAAUAAUUUAAAAACAAUUUUAGUUGAGGAUUUAAAAAUAAAUUCAAUUGACGACGAUUCGCUGCAAAAUUGUUUAAAUUUAAAUCUUUUGUACUUUACUAACAAUGAAAUUUCAAAUUUGCCGCAAGACUUGUUAAGUGAAAAUUCAGAAUUGAUUGAAUUUGAGCUAACUUUUAAUAAAAUCACAACAAUUCCGGAAGCAGCAUUUGAUAUGCAAGAGAAUUUAAAGCUACUGAACCUUAAAAAUAACGAAAUCAAUGAUUUACCGGGCGGAGUCUUUCGAGCAUUAUCAUCGCUUCUGUUUUUAAAUCUCAAUGAUAAUAAAAUUCAAGAAUUAAAUCCAAAAUGGUUCAAAAAUUUAAAAAGUUUACUAAAAUUAACUUUAAAUUCAAAUAAUCUUCAAGAUUUACCAGAAAAGGUUUUCGAAAAUUUACACAAUUUAAAUGCAAUUGAAUUAAAAAACAAUAAAUUAGUCAAGAUUCAUGCGUCAUCUUUUGGCAGACGCGAUAGACUUCAACUUGUCUAUUUGAGUAAGAAUCACGUUGGUUCCAUUGAUCCAACAUUUAUUCAUCAAUCUGCGAUCGGAACGUUGCACAUGGAAGAUAAUUUUUGUUUUGGCGGUGUCAUUAGAACCAGAAAUGAUAUAAAUAAUAAAUUACGGAGAUGCUACAUGUCCUACAGACCUGCUACAACAACAACAUCAACAACAGAAGCUCCAACAACCACAUCAUCAUCUACAACCACUACCGAGCUGACAACAACUAGCACCAAGAAGUCAUGGAGUACUAUCGAGCCCGUUACUUUAACAACUACGACUGAAGAAUUAUCAACUUAUCAAGAUUCAGAUGAAGAUGUUGAAUAUAUAUCAACAACAGCCAAGCCAGCGACAUGGACAGACUCACCAACAACAUCUCAGAAACUAAGUUCAUCGUGUGGACAGGUUGACGAUGAUAUUCCAGCUAUUCAAAAAGGAGACAAAGUGACUCGUGGACAGUUUCCUUGGAGUGUGGCGAUUUUUAGGACUGAAGAUCGUUUUGUUUGCACUGGUGUGCUGGUUUCAGAUAGAAAAGUCGUUACAGCUGCAAGAUGCAUGUACAAGACCAGACAAGAACAAGGUCAAGCAUUUUUAAUGCGUGAAUUGAAGAUUAUACUUGGCAGUCAGAUCAUUUACGAACCUUAUGAGCAUUCAAAGAAAAGCAUUGCAAUAAGCUACAUUCACAUACAUAAAGAGUACAAACUGUCAAAAAGCGAGGCUGACAUUGCUGUAAUUAUUCUCGAUAUUGCUGUAAAAGAUCAAAAGUACAUCAAACCAAUUUGCUUAAUUGACUCAGAUGAUGGACCUUUAUCUGUUGAGGAUGGUGUCGUAGUAAGCUACGGUCAUAAUGCGUCUAUGGCAAAAAACUCACUUUGUGUACCAAAAAAGUACGACACAACGAUUCAGGACGAAUUUGAGUGUUUCACAAACAACGAUGAAUUUGUAAAUAUUUUAAAUAACAGAACAUUUUGUGCUGCCAAUGACAUAGGACGUGGUGUAUGUGUUGAGGAUUAUGGAAGUGGAUUGUUUGUGAAACAUGCUGAUAACUUUUAUCUUCGAGGGAUAUUAUCAACUGUGCUUAUUGAUGACAGAGAAAAGUGUCUGGUCAAUUCCUAUGCAUUAUACACAGAUAUCGCUAAAUUUACGAAAUGGAUACAGGAACUUCCAUUCGAUGAUUAUGAUGAUGAUUAUGAUGAUGAGUAUUUAGCUCGUUCUGGGCUUAUUUGGAGCUGAUGAUCAUCAACUGGAUGCUGCAAAUGUACAAUUUUCUUAACAAACUUUAAAUAAUAAAUUUUUUUUUAUUUAAAUUAAAAAAUU
Messenger RNA from Chironomus riparius, 2173 nucleotides. The record is from the annotation of a GenBank genome assembly. Lineage: Eukaryota; Metazoa; Arthropoda; Insecta; Diptera; Chironomidae.